Messenger RNA from Lichtheimia ornata, 2778 nucleotides. RefSeq lists its product as uncharacterized. The transcript has a single exon. NCBI's taxonomy places the organism in Eukaryota, Fungi, Mucoromycota, Mucoromycetes, Mucorales, Lichtheimiaceae. The record is from RefSeq and is a predicted model, not a curated record. The coding region runs from base 1 to 2778 and encodes 925 amino acids.
AUGUCAGGUUACGACAGUGCCAACGAAUAUGUUAGACCUCGACGACGCUAUCCACGCAGCCUAUCGCAGCAGCAGGAUGAUGGAGUAUCAAGCGACCCAUAUGAGUACCAGCAACAAUCAUCACCACGACGACAUCGUAAAAGUAAAAGACGAGGACACAAACAAUCUGUGCGCAGUAAUGUACAUCGUCAACCUUCUCGUCGUCAACAACAACAAGCAGCAGCAGCAGCAGCAUGGCACGCAGAUCAUGAGGCUAUGAAUGAUGAUGGCGAUGAUGAUGACUUUGGAUAUCCAUUUCUACCAUUUCCAUUUCCACCACCUCCACCUCAUCUUGUGGGUCAUGAUGGAUUUUAUGGUCCUGAUGAAUUUGAUCCAUAUGAAGAAGAAGCCAUGUUACAUCUAGAUGAGAUGGGUCGUUUACCACCACCACCACCACCAUUUGCAGGAUUUGGCCCUAUGAUGGGUCCUCAUCAUCAUCAUCCACCGCCACCACAUCCAUUUGGUCCUCCUCCUUUCAAUAUGAUGCAUCCACCACCAUUACCACCACCCGAUGAAUACUUUUUGGAAGAUGAUGACCGAAAUGACGAUCGAGAAGCUAUAUCGGAUGAUGAUGAUGAUGAUGAUUACAAUAAUCGACGACCCGUGGCACCAGUACCUCCUUUCUUGGAUGAACAUGUACCACCUCCUGGUUUCUUACCUCCUUUACCGCGCUUGGGCCCAUUACCACCACCCAUCCCAUUUAUGGAUCAUCCUGACAUGGCACAACAACGACGACCCAAACGAUCACGAUCAUUGCCAGCACGUAAAUCAAGAAUACCAGCAACAACCACCACGGAGACGUUGCAUAGAAACAAUAGCAAUAGUAGUCGGGUAUUUCGGAAACGACAUCCGUCAUUGCAUCGAACAAGCUCAGUGUCAUCGUCACCAGGUGCACGUCGGAGUACACAACAGCACGAGCCAUUGCCACACGAGAGACCCCAUGCCAUGAGUGCGCCUGGAUCACCUGUGGAACUUUAUUCACCCACGAUGGAAGAUCAAUUCCAUGAUGCUCUCUCUCAUCAAGAAGAAGAUCAUCAUCAUCAUCAUCGUCCUCAUCCUAUUCCACGUCGACGUUCUAUUCAUAUUGUUCCUUCCAUGACACCUCAUCCACCUCAUCCACCACCACCACCAAUGUCCAUGUUGGGAAGACGUCAUUCAGUGUAUGAUUCAUUGGGUGCUGCUGCUGGUAAUAAUGACAUGUUUUCACCACCUCAACCAUUACAUCCUCCAAUGGCAGCACCACCACCACCACCACCACCUUUGGCAGCUAUGGGAUUACGUCCUGAUCUAGGUGAUGAAGUACCAAGCAACAAUAGUAGUGCACCAGGUACACCUUGGAUGCCAGCAUCUUAUUUUUCAAGUCCUGCUAUGCCACCUGCACCUCAUACACAACCACCCAUGAUGUCAGGACCACCACCAGCACAAGGUGGAAUGGGCAUGUUACCAUCAACAUUUGGUCCUCCAAUGAAUCCAUUCAUGAUGGGUAGACCUCCACCACCCAUGUCAAUGAUGUCCAUGAUGGGUCCUGGUGGUCCUGGUGGUGGUAAUGGUUUACCAGGCAUGCUUGAUGAUAUGGGCGGUGGUGGUGGUGCUGAUGGAUUUCCUCCUCUUUCUCUUGGCGGUGGCGGUGGCAUGAAUCCAAUGUUUGGUGGUGGUGGUGGUGGUCCAAUGAUGAUGGGUGAUACUAUGAUGGGACAACAAGGCGCUUUUGGAAAUGGUGGCGGUCCAUCCUCUAUGCAUCAUCCUAAUGGCGGUGGUGGUGGUGGUGGCGGUCCCAUGGAUUCAAUGCACAAUGGCAAUCAACGUAUGAUGAAUGAUCGUGAUAUGAAUGGUGCUGGUGAUUUCGAUAUGGGUGGUGGACCUCCUUCAAGUUCAAGAGCUAAUUCAGCAAUGGGACAUCAUCAUCAUCAUCCUGAAAGUGGUCAACAAGGUAAUCAUAAUGGCGGACCUAUGAUGCCUCCUUCAUCCAUGAUGGGAAACAAUGGCCCUGGUGGUGGAUCCAUGAUGCCCCCUCCUCAUGCACAACAUCCUAUGAUGAUGGGGGGUCGACCUCCUAUGCGAAGAAAAUCAUGGCUUGGUGGUCUCUUUGGUGGUGGUAGUGGUGGAGAAGGUUCAAAAGCUGCCAUGAUGGAUCGACACAUGUGGGAUCGGAAUAGCAUGGUUCCCUUGGAAGAUGCAUUGGGUCAUAUGUCACUUGGUGGUGGUGCUGGUCCAAACCAUGGUGAAUCUCCUUCAUCCAUGCGAUCCUUUGGAAGUGGUCUUUCUCGUAAAAGCAGCAGCAAGAUUUCCAACAAGGCACAACAAUUACAACGCUUCCCUGGCAUUUGGUGUUAUCGCCCAAGGAAUAUGAUGAUGAUGCAUCAAGGCGGUGGAGGCGAUGAAGAAGGUGGUGGUGGUGGCAACGUAUGGGCUCCUUUCAGCGUCAACAAUCAACGCAAGUUACACCGCAUGAUCGACAUGGGUGCUGGUCAUCUGCCAUCCUCUACCAUUAGUCUCGAUAGGGAAGAAAAGCUCUCUGGUACCAUUCAUCUUUGUCCUCGCAACAUGAUUGCUUAUCAUUUUCGGUCACUUUUAUCCGGUCGGCCUGAAAUACUCGAUGUCCAAUACAUUCCCACACAUGACAGUCAAUUUGUUGUACGUCCAGAACAUGACAUGGCAGCUGGUGCUGGUGGUCAUCCUUCUGCAGGCGCAGGCGCUGGAAUGGCUUCAAAGUUAAUUGGUUCAAUGUUUGGCUCAUGA